AUGUAUCAGCUGACCGCCACUCCGGAAAGUGCCCUGGCAGAUGAGCCUGUGGCCAUCCACGUGUCAGGCUUGCCUCCAUCCCAGGUGGUAACUCUCAAGGCCACACUGACUGAUGAAAAGGGGCAAUUGUUCCAGUCAAGAGCCUUCUACAGGGCUAAUGAGGCUGGACAAGUAGACCUGGAGCGAGCUCCAUCUUUGGGAGGUGACUAUGUAGGCAUCCAUCCAAUGGGCCUCUUCUGGUCUCUGAAACCUAAGAGGCAGUUUUGGAGGCUACUCAAGAGGGAUGUGAUGAAUAGUCCCUUUUGGCUUACUUUGGACCUAUAUGAUUCCAUUUGCAUCCAUGAUUCAACCACCGAUAAGCCCAGAGCUAGCCAGAUGGUGCAGCGUUGGUUCUCAAGCCCUGGGGUAGAACGAAAGCAGAUCCGAGAAGGUCGAGUUCGUGGAGCCCUGUUUCUCCCUCCAGGGGAAGGCCCUUUCCCAGGAAUCAUUGAUUUGUUUGGAGGCCUCGGGGGACUAGUUGAAUUUCGUGCCAGUCUUUUAGCUGUGCGUGGCUUCGCAGUGCUGGCUUUAGCCUACUUUGCUUAUGAAGACCUUCCUGACAAACUACUGGAGGUAGAUUUGGAGUACUUCGAGGAAGCUGCCAACUUUCUGUUGGCUCAUCCCAAGAUCCAGAGGGCAGGCAUUGGAGUGAUCUCCGUGAGUAAAGGCGCAGAGAUCGCGUUGGCCAUGGCCUGCUACCUGAAGCAGGUCGUGGCUACGAUCUGCAUCAAUGGGCACAGCGCGGUCUGUGACAUGCCACUCAAGUACCGGGAUCUGGUUGUGGCACCCACGCCCUUGGGUAUGGAAUGCAUGCAGGUCCAUGUCUCUGGGGCUGUGUCCCUGCGCCACAUUAGAGGAGACCCCCGGAAAGACAUGAACCCACAGAGCUUGCUUCCAGUGGAAAAUGCCCGAGGAUGGAUCCUCUUUAUCGUAGGAGAGAAUGACCAAUGCCUCGAGAGUAGAGCGUAUGCGGAGCAGGCCAUGGAUCGGCUGAAGAGCCACGGGAAGAGCAAUGGAAGGAUGCUACUCUACCCUGGGGCCGGCCACCUCAUCGAGCCGCCCUACGCUCCCUUGUGCUUUGCCUCCUGGAACUCAGUCCUUUCCAGGGUCUUACUCUGGGGAGGGGAUCCUGUGGCACAUGCUGCAGCCCAGGAGCACUCCUGGGGAGAGAUCCAGAAAUUCUUCAGGCAACACCUCACCGAGACCGCAAGCAAACUCUAAGCAA
This is a messenger RNA of Perognathus longimembris pacificus (Pacific pocket mouse), 1264 nucleotides long. RefSeq names its product acyl-coenzyme A amino acid N-acyltransferase 2-like. The coding region runs from base 1 to 1260 and encodes 419 amino acids. The record is from RefSeq and is a predicted model, not a curated record. The transcript has 3 exons. Gene Ontology annotation, cellular component: peroxisome. Gene Ontology annotation, molecular function: fatty acyl-CoA hydrolase activity. NCBI's taxonomy places the organism in Eukaryota, Metazoa, Chordata, Mammalia, Rodentia, Heteromyidae. Gene Ontology annotation, biological process: acyl-CoA metabolic process; fatty acid metabolic process.